This is a messenger RNA of Archocentrus centrarchus (flier cichlid), 2516 nucleotides long. RefSeq names its product von Willebrand factor A domain-containing protein 5A-like. The record is from RefSeq and is a predicted model, not a curated record. NCBI's taxonomy places the organism in Eukaryota, Metazoa, Chordata, Actinopteri, Cichliformes, Cichlidae. The transcript is spliced from 19 exons. The coding region runs from base 126 to 2423 and encodes 765 amino acids.
GGUGAGGUCGGUCUCUGUGAGUGACAAUACUUCGUGUUUAGCGGAAUUUCUCUCAUAUUUAGAAGAGGAGGUGAAACUGUCGCGGACACAUCAGUCUGUCCUCAGAGCUGUGUGUAGGUACAAACAUGGUGUCCUGUGGUCUGCUAACUGUCCAGAAGGAACCAGUUCCUCUGAAGAGCAUUGAGGUGGAGCUGGAGGUGAGGGACCAUGUGGCUACAGUGGUCUCCACUCUGAACUACGAGAACAAGGAGGACAAACCAUUAGAGGCUGUUUUUGUCUUCCCUCUGCCUGGAGAUGCUGCUGUCUGUCAUUUCAGUGCUAAGAUUGGACAGACACAGAUUGUAGCUGAGGUGAAGGAGAAACAGGAGGCUCGUGAGGAGUAUGAUGAUGCUCUGAGCUCUGGUCAGCAGGCCUUCCUAUUGGAGGAGAGUGAGCAGAGUCCAGAUAUAUUCUCUCUGAGUGUGGGCAGUCUGCCUCCAGGAGAGAGCGCCUCCAUCAGGUUGGAGUACGUCACUGAGCUGGCUGUGCAGGCUGAUGAUGGGCUGAGGUUCUGCCUGCCUGCUGUGCUCAACCCUCGAUACCAACCUCAGGGUAGUGAAGGUGUCCAGGUGAUUUCUGUUCCAGCCUUUCUGGUGCCCUACAGUCUGUCUUUCUCUGCCCGAGUGUCCUCUCCUCGUCCAGUCUCUAAAGCAGAGUCCAACUGUUCCCUGGACCCUCUCCAGUACCUCAGCACUGAUCAAACCCAGGCCACGGUCAAGUUGGCUGCAGGACACAGGUUUGACAGAGAUGUUGAACUGCUGAUUUAUUACAAAGAUGCCCACCAGCCCACUGCUGUGGUGGAGGCAGGACAGGCCUCUGCUGAGGCAGGCACUCUGAUGGGUGAUCCAGUGGUGAUGGUGAGUCUGUACCCUGAGUUCCCCCAGUCUGUGAUGUCUUCAUUGGCUUCAUGUGGAGAGUUUGUGUUCCUAAUGGAUCGAUCUGGAAGUAUGAGUAAUACUCGCAUCCGCAGUGCCAGGGAUACUCUGCUGCUCCUGUUGAAGAGUUUACCAAUGGGCUGCUAUUUCAACAUUUACAGUUUUGGGUCCAGAUAUGAACACAUCUUCCCUAAGAGUGUGGAGUAUAGUGAGAAGACCAUGGAGGAGGCUCUGAAGAAAGUUGAGCAGAUGGAGGCUGAUCUGGGAGGAACGGUGAUCCUGCAGCCCCUCAAACAUAUUUACAGCCAGCCCUGCAUUCCCAAUCAGCCUAGACAGCUGUUUGUCUUUACUGAUGGAGAGGUGUGGAACACCAAAGAAGUGAUAGAUCUGGUGAAGGAGAAUUCAGGUUCUCACAGGUGUUUCUCUUUUGGGAUUGGGGAAGGGGCCAGCUCUGCUCUCAUCAAUGGGAUGGCCAAGGAAGGAGGAGGUCACGCUCAGUUCAUCACAGGGACUGACAGGAUGCAACCAAAAGUGAUGCAGUCGCUGCGAUUUGCUCUGCAGCCAAUUGUGGAGGGUGUUUCAGUCACAUGGGAUUUACCAAAGGAAGUGUCUGUCACUGUCCUCUCUCCACCAAUCACAGCAGUUUUCCAGGGUCAAAGGUCACUGAUUUAUGCUCAGCUCACUGGACAGAGCUCAGAGGCAGCAGAGGGCUGUGUGACAGUGAAGUACAGCCUGGCAGGUCAUCCCUCUGAGAACCAGCUGCACUUCAGUCUCAGACCUGCAGCAGACACUGGAUUAACAGUCCACAGGUUAGCUGCUCGCACUCUUAUUCGCUCGCUAGAGAUGGAAGAGGGAGACAGCAGGCGAGAGAAUGAUGGAGGAGUGAAGGAGAAGGUGGUGCAGCUGAGUGUCCAAUCAGGAGUGAGCAGUUCUUUCACCGCCUUCAUUGCUGUCAACAAAGACAAAAACGAGGCGAUCCAAGGACCUCUUCUGCACCGAGAUAUUCCAGUACCCAUGGAUGGUGCUGUCCAUUGUUGUCUGAGUUCUGUAGGCAUGUCUUAUGAAGAUGAAGACUAUUCAAGCAACGAUGAUAUGGGUUUUGCCUUAUUUGAAACAUGUGAGGACUUCAGAGGGGAAUGCACUGAUACAGUGCUGAUGAAUAAAACUGCUGAGCAGCCACCCAGAGACCCUUUGCUGCAGUUAGUCUCCCUCCAGAAAGCAUCUGGCUGCUGGCUGCUGGAUCCAGCUCUGGCUGCUGCACUGGGAAAGAGCAGCGAGGAGGUGGAAAAGUCAAAGCCUGCAAAGGCCAACAGUGAAGUGUGGGCCACCAUUCUGGCUCUGAUCUGGCUUCAUGGCUUAAAGAUGGAUGCAAAGGAUGAGUGGGAGCUUCUGGCUAUGAAGGCUGCCUCAUGGCUCCGUGCUCAGAAAGCACGGUGUGUGACAGAGUGUGUGGAAGCUGGAAAUGCCCUGUUGGGUUGCAGCAUGAAAAAAGAAGCUCUGGGGCUCUGAGGGAUUUCUUAAAGUGGCUUCACCUUCAGGACUGAUGAACAGAAGCAGAUCUACUCUCACCAUACUGCCUUUGAUUCAGUGCUGUUUUGUGUA